Molecule: messenger RNA, 2747 nt
Organism: Orbicella faveolata
Lineage: Eukaryota; Metazoa; Cnidaria; Anthozoa; Scleractinia; Merulinidae
Source: RefSeq, a predicted model, not a curated record
CGAUUGCACGAAGGUAAAAGCUACAUGUAAACUUUAAUCUUCAUUUUAGUUCCGUGCUCUCGCUGUUUGCCGUCUUUUCAUGAUAUCGUUUACAGACGGAUAAUCACGUCUUACAUGCUGCAAAUCUGAAAGAACCUAGUUGCACUGGGAUAUAUUGCAGAGACUGUCCUUAAUGUUGAAUAAUGGAUACUGGAUAUAAAGAUGAAGCUAUUCUGAAACUUCAGAGUGAACUAGACAAACUCAAAGAGGUUUAUAAAUCUUCUGCAGAUUCUUACAACUGGGGGAAAAGUGAAAAAGUUUGUCGAUGCACUGACCAGGAGUUUGAUGAUCUUCUGAAGACUCUGUCAGCCAAUGAGUUGGAGGCUGCCACCCUCAUUCUUCAAAGGCACUUAGAUUUAGAGCAACAAAUAUCAAAAUGUUUAGAAAACUUGAAAGCAGUGCAAAGUGGAUGGGAUGGCAAAAAUGUUGAUGUCACUCAAAAAAUUAUCACAAGUCAAAGUAAAGUGGCAAGAUUGAGAAGCCGAUUCCUUCGCUGCAUCACUCAGCAACUUCAGAAGAAUGGAUCUAUAGCAUCUGAGCUCCCUCCCUGGUCUGCAGGAGACCAUAACAUCAGUAAAACAAUGGAGGAAACUAAUAAAGCAGAACCAGAGAAACACGUUCCAGCACUGGUGAACAGUGGAGAGCAUUCACAAAUGCCUGUCUGUAACAACACAACUGCUGAGAUAACAACAGAGGUGGAAGCAUCCCAGGUUAUCAAUCUAGUGUACUCAAAUGUCGAAGAUGUUCGAGAUCCAGCUACUGCUACCACUCAACAAAAUCUUCAAGUACAUGCACAGGGUGAUCAAACAUUUCUCACUGAGCCUGGCAUCAACGUUUUGGCUUCGAAGGAAAGUGAACAAAAUGAAAAUGAUUUAUAUGAAACAAUUUUUCCAAGCCAACCUUCACGGCCAGCACCUCCAAAGCCCCCACCAUAUUCCUCGUCGAAGAAGUUGAGAGACACAGCUGGGGGGAGUGGUAGCGAGAAGGUGUCAGAAAAGGGUGAAAAACCUGCAGACAAGCAGUUGUCUAUUUAUGCUAAUCAGGGAGAAGAUGAGCCAGAUGCUUUGGUUGUAGAGCAACAACACUUACAAAACUGGGAUCCUACGCCAGUCCUCCAGGAGUUGUUUGGCAAUGUGCGUCCACUUCCCACCCCUCCACUGCGGACCAUGGACGCCAGUGUUGAUAAUAUUCGCAUGGCGGGAUAUAUGGAGAAACAGCCUGUGAGGGGAAGCAUGAAAAGGACUUCUGUCUUCAAGGCUUGGAAGAAGCGGCAUUUUAAAGCUGUGGAAGGCAAACUUUAUUACUAUGAGGAUCAUCGGACCAUGGAAUCCUUAGGGUUUGUAAACCUGGUCGGUUGUAAAGUGAAAAAGGUUGAAGAUAAAGUGCUGGAAGUAGUUGAACAGAAUGAAGGCGGCCGCUCAGUGAAGCUGAAGUGUUUCUCUGUCAAAGAAGCGGAGGACUGGCGAGAGGCACUAGAGGCUGAGUCUGCAGUACCAGUAGACAGCAGUCCUGUACCAGGAGAGUCUCCAGUCACUGAGGGCAUGACUAUCAUAAUCGACUUAGGAUCAAGUGCAGUCAAAGCUGGCUUUGCCCUGGAAGAUGCGUGGCCUCAAGUUAUAUUCCCAUGCGUUAUUGCUGUGGAUAAAGAAAAUGAGGAAAAUUGCAAAUAUGGACACGCUGCUCUUCUUCCAGAAACAAGAAAGAUGUCGAGAUUGUGCUUCCCGUUAAGAAAAUCACUCAAAAUCGACAAGCUCAAGUUCGAGAUUCUUGAUUUAAUUGGAAUCUUUGAGCAUGUUUUUGACAAGCUCAAGGUUAAUCCAUCAAAGCACAAGGUGAUUAUGACAUUGCCGCACGCUUCUGGACCACAAGAAAAGGAGGAGCUUGUAGAGCUGUUGUUGGAUCACUUCCAAGUCGAGGCCUGUUAUCUUCAGGAGCAAGCUAUUCUAGCCAUGUACUCCUACAGCGCUAUUUCAGGGAUUGUUGUGGAUAUUGGCAAUCAUAUCGAUAUCUUUCCAGUUGUGGAAGGAUGUAUGAUCGAGGCAGGAACCACAAGACUGCCUUAUGGUGGAAGACAAAUCACAGACAGUUUUACAAGAAUGUUGACAGAAAAGGGCGUACGGUUUUUCUCAGAAGUGGAAUCUUACAUCUCACAGGCCAUCAAAGAAAAGGUAUCUUUUGUGGCAAGGCGAGGUUCUCAAGAAGAUGAUGAACCAGACGGUACAUUAGUCGUGGAUUUAGAAAAGUACUCCAUUCCAGAUGGAACCAGAAGUGUUACUGUGGAUACAGCGAGACACCGCUGUACUGAAGGACUGUUUAAACCGUCCGUCUGGGGCAAGGACAAUCCGGGCAUUCACGAACUGACUAUCAAAGCCAUCAUGGCUUGCAGUAUAGACAUACGCAAACAAAUGUGUCGAAAUAUCUACCUGAGUGGGGGAGGGUCCAUGUCGAAAGGCCUUGCUGAACGACUUCAAGAAGAAGUGAGUGAAUUAAUGCCCAUGACUUCUCAUGUGCAGGUUCACGCAGGACUUGAGCGCCAUCACGCCGCCUACAUCGGAGCCUCAGUAGUAGCCAGGCUUCCUCUGUUUGAAGAGCUAUGCGUCUUUAAAGAGGACUGGGACGAGGCUGGGCCGGACGCUUUAUUGAAGUGGUUGACACUGUAGCAGAAUAAACGUGAUCUAGUAAUUUUAGUUACAAUUAAAAAAAAAAAA